Messenger RNA from Gordionus sp. m RMFG-2023, 786 nucleotides. Its product is annotated as high mobility group protein Z-like. The record is from RefSeq and is a predicted model, not a curated record. Lineage: Eukaryota; Metazoa; Nematomorpha; Gordioida; Chordodea; Parachordodidae. Bases 202 to 786 code for a protein of 194 amino acids. The transcript has 5 exons.
AUAUUUUAAAAGUACAUUCAACAAGGCAAAACAUAUUUCUAAUUUAGAAAAUAAAAAAUAAAACAAUUAUUUAUGUGAUGAUAAUACUGCAAUAGCCGAAACCACAUUCAUCUACACGAUAAAACAUUCGCGGACAAGGUAACGCUAAAUCAUCCUUAUCAUCCCAAUUUUGGCACUUUAUAAAUUUCCCGAAUAUUUCAAAUGAAGUCUAAGGCCAACAAGGAUAAGAAGAAUUACAGAAUAAACCCCCCUGAUUCCGAAGAAGAAUUUAAAACUAUCGAUAGAGGCCAUGAGGUGAGUGUCGAAGAUGAUACUGAUGAAGAGUUUAAUAAUAAACCGCCGAAAGCGACAUCAAAAUCCGUCAAAAAGGGAGCUUCUAAAAAGGUUACAAGCGAUUCCGCCUCAGUUUCUAAUGAUAAAGAAAAAAUUUAUAAGAAAAAGAAAGUUUCUAAUAAAGAUAAGAAUACUGAUAUGCCAAAAAGGCCAUUGACGUCAUAUUUUAUUUGGUUACAAGAAAACAGGGAAAGAUUGAAACAGGAAAACCCUGGAGCGUCAAUCACUGAAAUUUCAAAAUUUGGAGGGGAAGGAUGGAGAAAUACUAAAGAUAGAUCGAAAUGGGAACAAUUAUCAUCACUAGCAAAAGAUGAAUAUAAUAUAAUUAUGAGAAAUUAUGAAUCGAAAAACCCUAACAUUAUUAUAACAAAAAGUAAUAAAGAAUCGAAAUCUAAACUGAAAAGUGGCAAUAAUGAGGUUAAAAUUAGCGAUGAAUCCUCAUUAGAUGACUGA